AUGCUGGAAGAUGACCUGAAACUCAGCAGUGAUGAGGACGAUGGUGAACAGGUGGAGAAAACCAAGAUUCGAUCCAUUGCUGUAAACAGCAUCACUUUGCAGAAUUCCCACGUUUCAGGCUCCGGCCAUUCCAGCGGUGGAUGCAGCAGCUCCAGUGAGUCUGGGAGCAGCUCGGAAUCUGACUCAGACAGCGAAAGCAGCUCCAGUGACAGUGAGUGCAACGAACACUCCCGCAGUGCCACACCAGAGCCUGAACCACCAUCGACCAAUAAAUGGCAAUUGGAUAAGUGGCUCAAAGUCCACUCGCACAACAAGACCAUCAUCAACAACCAAACCGAUUGUGAUGGACUUGGUGAUUCUGAACCUCAAAGCAAUCAACAGAAUGACAAAGAGAUCAAAGGGAAGCAGACCAUAUCACAGCCUCAGCCAGAUUCCAAAGAUAGGGUCUUACUCAGUCCCAUCAGGGAGAAAGCUAAACCAAGGACUGCACAGAAAACCCCCGAAGGGAAAAGUGUGAAGCAAAAGUCCCCUGUACCCAAUGAGCCAGCUCCUCCAAGGAAGACCACGGGUAAGAAGCAGCCCAGGAGAGUGGAAUGCACUCCCAGCUUGGAGGAACAGAGCUGGGCCAAGCCAAAUAACCCCAGCAGUACUCCCAAAGAAAGAGACAGCCGAGGAGCUACAGCUGAACAACCCAAAGCAAAGCCGAGAACGGCCAUUAACAAAACGGGACCCAGGAAAGAGCCAAGAACCAGCACAGUGCCUGCUGUUGACAGGAAAAAGCACAGAGUGCCUGGUAAGAUUGUGCCUAAAUCGAGAGAGUUUGUGGAGACAGACUCGUCGGAUUCCCACACAGAUCAAGAAGAACACAUGCCAGUGAAAAUCCCAGCGGGGUCUACCAUCACAACAAACUCACUUCAACCUAAAGAUUGCGGGAGCGUCAAUAACUGUCCAAGUAGCACUUCCGCUGAUGCACCUACUACUGACUUAGAGGAACCCUCAUUCUCACCGCUUCCACUACCGCAAAAUGAACUUCUUUCGCCCCUGAGAGAUUACGAGGAAAUUAAAUCACUUUGGGUGAAGUUUGAUCUCAGUCUAUUGUCCAGGAUUCCUGGACAGACCCCAGCAGAGACAACCCCAGUGAAGCCUGAGGUCAGAGAGUCCAACAGUAAAUGCAGCUAUCAGUCCCCUACAACAGUGACGGACAAAAACACCAUCAAAACCAAACGGAAACAUAAGGUGGAAAAUACAGAAGCUCUCUGCGAUAGCAAGAAACAGCGUGUAGAAAGGGAGAUAACUGCCCCGACACUUAUACCUGUCAGCUGCCCUGUUCCUUCCAGUCACAAGAUUCUGAGCAGCAAAGAGCUAUCGAAGCAGUUAACAAAGAGGGAGAGGAAGUUCCCACCUCCACUGUCACCCUUGCCAGAUGAACCCGAACCUAAGCGAUGGAACAGCGAGAGUAACCCCCUGACCCAGGAAAACAACGGCAACACUAUAUCAGCCAGUGCCUCACAGUCGUCCGCACAGUACAAGCACCGGAAAGCUGACAGCAAGUCCUCUUCCUAUGUAAAAAACCCCAUCGAGGUUGAAUCACAUCCGAACCCAUCUAACAUUAGCCAUGAAAACGGCCAGUCGCAAAUGGACCCCUGGACAUUAGUAUCCAAUGGUCAUUCAGAAUCAAGAAGACCGAAAUUAACUUUUGAUGACACGUCUCAUAAUGCUGAUUACUACAUGCAAGAGGCCAAGAAGCUGAAACACAGAGCUGACGCACUGCUUGAUAAGUUUGGAAAAGCAGUUAAUUAUGCAGAUGCAGCACUAUCAUUCAUUGAAUGUGGAAAUGCCAUGGAGCGUGAUCCAUUAGAAGCGAAAUCCCCAUACACCAUGUAUUCUGAGACCGUGGAACUCAUCAGGUAUGCCAUGAGGUUAAAGAAUUUCACGGGUUCUAUGGCCACAUUAGCUGAUAAGAAACUGGCAGUUUUAUGUUACCGAUGCUUGUCACUUCUCUAUUUGCGAAUGUUCAGACUUAAGAAGGACCAUGCUAUGAAGUAUUCCCGAUCCUUGAUGGAAUAUUUUAAGAGUUCCUCAAAAGCCUCACAAGCUCCUUCGCCUUGGGGAACAAAUGGAAAAACCACAGGAACAGCCUCCCCUUUAUCUCCCAGCCCGUCUCCCGUCAGUUCAGUCGGGUCUCAUGGGAGCAGCACAAGCACCACUGGCUCAUCUCCCUCAGCGACCAUCAGCAUUCCACAGCGGAUCCACCACAUGGCUGCCAGUCACGUCAACAUUACCAACAACAUCCUCAGGAGUUACGAACACUGGGACACGGCCGACAAGCUGGGCAGAGAGAACAAAGAGUUUUUUCAUGAGCUGGACACACUGAUGGGACCACUGACACAGCACAGCAACAUGACUACCUUGGUUCGGUACACUCGACAGGGACUGCAUUGGCUGAGGGUCGAAGCUCAUUUAUUAUAGUGACUGUGCUGUGCAUUCCUUUUCUGCAUUUCUGUCUCUACCUCUGCCAGGACCAUGACUGGUGGAACCCCUUGCUGCUCUGCAGCUCCGAAUUGAGUCACUGACAUCGGGGCCUCCUCCAGCCGUCCUUCAGACUCAUGGCUAUGUUAUGGAGCUGGUUGAUGCUCCUCCCACCAGAGGGACCUGUACGUAGUACUUCAAAAGAAAACAAAAACGCUGACAUCACACGUUUCUGUGAAACUUCGCUGACUUCUUCGGAACGACAGAUUCCUGAGGCAUUUCGCCACCUUCCGCACUGCCUGGAAGUCGUGUCUAAUCAGGACUGUGUUUGAGAUGGAGACAAAAGCGUGCCUGAGAGAGAAAAAGACAAAGUGAAAUGCCUGAGAUGAAAGCAAGUAUGUUGAGUCCCUGCUGGAUAACUGCGAGAAGAAUUGCUCCCGAAGAAUUCAUUUGUUGCAUUCUCUUGCACUUUGGAUCAUCCAGCCCAUGUGAAGAACAUGCUGCCUCAUGACAGACUGCUGAAGGGGUCAGACUGAGGCGUAAGGUCAAAACUGAGAGCCUGACACAUGAUGGAGUCAUUUGACUCUGUAUUUUAUACCCUCUUUUUGAAGCUGAAAGUAAACCUACACAGAUAGAAAUGGAAAAUUGUGCAUUAAAUUGAAGUGCUCUGUCCGUAUUUUCCGUGGAGUGAAAACUCAUCAUCUUACAUGUUGUAUGGUAUGCCUUAGAGAUUUGUGAUCACAAGCACUUUUUUUUUUGAGAAUAUUUAUUACGAUGUAAGUCCUGACACCGAGUUGGAGUGUGAAGAAAGAAUUCCAUGCUCGUAGCCUCUGCAUUUAUUAGGGAAGACUCAAAUCCUGAGACUGUCUUAUCCUUAAAAGCGGUGUUCAAUCUUUUGAAUUUACAUGACAAGACCAUCGGAUAUAUCCAACCCUCUUAUCUUUUCCAUUCCAGGAAGAUCUUUCUUUUUUUCAUAGUCUUGCAGUCUUUCCUUGACGGUCAAAUGCAACAUGUGCACCCACAACUAUAUCCAGAAGAAGAAAACAGUCCCCGUACAAAAUUGAUGGCGAACAAUUUGUGAAUUGAUGGUCCAAGGACAGAAACAAUGAAGGAUGUUCAACAAUCGAAAGCUUUCACCCAAGACGGAUGAAAGUGUAAAAAGACAGGACUUUGGAAUUGCAUUGUGGACAGUUAACUCCCAAGCGCUUUCUAAAAGCACUCAUCUGAUCUUCCUCAAUGCUUAUUGUUAGUGGGAGCGAGCUGUUAACUUGUUUGAAAGACAUGGGUUCACAUCUCAUCUUAAAUAGUGGAGAGAGAGAGUACAGAAGGAGGCAUCAAGUGCUGGCAUGCAGAGAUCAGGGUUUUCUCCCAGAAUGCUACAGGCUGCUCAAACCUGAUACAGAUCCCUGAUGCCAAGUUCCAUCAAAAUGAAGCAUAAAGUAUCUGAGAGAGAAGGCUUAAGGAACCCUCUUCACUUAGUGGGAAUCUCUUCUAAGGUUUUUUAUGGAGCCAGCUGGAGGUAAUUUUUAGUGGGAACAUAACAUGCAAUAUCGAUUUGUUUAACUAUGAGUCCUUAGAGUUGUGCUUAAAGCAUUCCUGAGCCUGUGUCUGGUAAAAGUUGCAAUUAUCACUAAUGUAAUGUCCAUUACGUCAAUAUUGGUUGAGCUUCAGAAGUGAAACACGAUGCAAAAAGAUUUUAAAAGGAAAUCUCAUGCUAGAUGCUUUGAUAUUACAUAUAUCUUACAAACGCAGACAUCAGUAAGGUUUGGUUACAAAGGCUGUCUGUGCCUUAUUACCUUUGGAAAGCACAGCCAAGUUGAGUAAGACAUUGUUCCUUGUUUCUGUUUAUGUUUCUGUUUCAUAACCUAUGGAACCUGCAGUCACAUCCAUGGGCAAGACUCAAAAUAAUGGGUGUUUGCUCAGUCUCCGGACAUGAUUGCCGUUUUCAAAAGACCCUGGGCAGAAUUUUCUGCUGUUGCUGGUGGCAAGCUUGGAAGUGGGAAGGGUUUUUAAUAAAUCAGGGUGGUGCCAUACUGAAACCCACUACUAUCCCCAUGGCCAGUCUGCCAUCCACUGAGGCCUUUGGAUUGCAAAUUAGAGGCUGCUUUUAAGCUCCAUCCUACUGCUGCCUGUAUUAACCCAGUGGCAGGCAGGCUGAACGUCAAACAACCAGAUUGUUGUCUCCCAUGAGGAGGGGUCAGUCCUGUGAUUAAAGAAUCUUGCUGUCUGAUCAAGGGCCAGGAAAUCAAGAAGUGGAAGGGGGGUGGCUGGGUUGUGGUAUCACCCCUGCACCGUGCUAUCAACUGACCCCCCAGUAGGCAUCACCUCAUUAUGUUCCCAAGGCCUGGGUCACUCCGUAGCAUUGGGACCCUCAGUCUGAGUUCCCAUGGCAACAGCCAUGGCUUCCUGUCCUGCUUGGCCAAGCACAAGAGCUUCUAGUCUCUGAUUCGGUUCCCAGGAUCUCAAAGUUAGGGAGAGGCCUCCCAGUAGACUUACCACAGCCCAAUUGGCUUGUGGAUCAGCGAGCCUCCCUGAAUAUGGGCAACAAGGGUCUCUGUCCAGCCAGGGAGACCCACAACAUUUCCAAGAUCCCACUUAUCCCACAAGAGCACGUUUUCUAACCUGCAGGAAACCUCAUUGCCAUUCCUACCCAUCAAGCAAUCAUUUAUUUCUGCAUUGUGGGCCUUCUCGGACACAAAAAAAAGACAAAUCUAAUUUAUUUUUAUACCAUUUGGUGGUACAGAACUUGAGUAUCAUUGAUAAAAAGACCCAUUUCGUCCAAGCUAUUCAUCUUGCUCUUGUCAGGGCAAUUCACAAGAAUAGCAAUUUUAGGGUAAAACCAACAUUUUGGAGAGGGCAGUGCUAAUUGGUUGGCAAGCAGAUUCUGAUUGGUAAAGGCAUUGCCAUGGAGAAUGCACAGGUAAAAUGAUGACUGACAGUUAACUGCCGGACUUUGCUUAAAUUUUAAACCAUGCAGGUUUACUCUGAUUUGUCAAGGCAUUGCCCUGAUACAUUAACCAAUGAGUGACUAUCACCUAUUUUGUAAAGUUGAAAGAGGUGGAAUGCGUGUGCCUAUUCUUUCUGUCUGUGAAGAACACGGCCAUGUGUAAGAAUAUGUAUCGCUUCUAGUACUCACAAGUACUGUGAACUUGGCUGGCAAUCCUAUUGUCAGCAUAAUUCAUUGCACACUUGAGAUUAUCCAACAAAUGUUGUCCAAUUGUAAAAUUCUAUCUAAUGUUAGGUAAUAUGUUGUACAUUUUGCCAGAGCAACUGGUUGGAUGCGGUCAAUACCUUGCUUGCUGCAUAUCAAUAAGCUGAUUGUAUCCUCCACAACACCACUUCUACCAAUCCGGGUCCACUUGCUGACCAAUCACCACUCUCCUCUGAGCAAUAUUUCUUGUGAAUUGUCUUGAUGAGUGCAAACAAAAACCUUUGACAAAAUGUGCCUUUCUUCAGCAGACCUUAUUUUCAUAUCUGCGAAUGCAGUGAGAGGAAAUAAAACUUCUGAAUGUCGUAUGGUGACCAAGGUCAGCUCCUUCCUUCCAAUGCCGAGGGACUGCACCAGUUGAAGCUAUUGUCUAAAGCUUAAUGACAGAGAUAUAAAGAUCCAGUUCACAUGUUGUGAAUAUAUGUUUAAUAGGGAAAGAUUUGCAGGGAACAGGGAACAGACUGUGACAAAUUUCAUAGCUCUUUCAAAGAACUGGCAUGGAACUGAUGGGCAGAAUGGCCUCCGAUGUAUCCAGUCACCCUAAAAAUAAAUUGUUCAACAGAUAGUCUCAAAACUUUCUUUUCUGGCAUUUAAUUGGACCUAUGAAGAUUUAUGCUGUAUUCUAUUUUAAUUGGGCAGAACUAGAUAGGUCUUGACAGGGGAACAUAAACUGAGGGCCUGAAUUUCUUUAUCAUGUUAAGUAGGGGCCUAAUAAUAGCUGUAGCUGCUCUGUUAAUGUUGCUAAGGUAUAAGAAGAAGGAUGAAAGCGGACCAUCAGUUUACCAUCUUUUAGACAGUGCAUCCCUAUCUCACAUCCUCCCUAGCUACUGCAGUAACCCUUUCUCACCUAACACCUUUCAGGGACACCUCUUGGGAAUUUCUUCUGAUCAAUUAAGUAAACUUUAUGGAAACUAUGAUUAUAAUCACUGCCUGCAUUUUAGCCAUUCACUAGAAAACAGGAAGGCCUUGCUACAAAUGUUCUAGCUCUGAUGGAGAUCUAUCCAGAGGAUAUUUGAACUGCAGCACAUGGAAGACUAGUCAUUGCAAAGGAAUGUCACCAUUUUAAAAGCUCUACUAGCUUCCACUUUGGUUCUUUUUAAGGCUCAUCACCAAAUCCAAUUUUAAUGUACUUAAAAGUUACAUUUAAAUGCAUUGAAGCAAAUACAAUGAAAGAGCUUGAUGCAAUGAAGACAACAUUGGAAUACCAUGGAGGAGCUAUUACAACUAGUCCAUGCUAAUAUAAUGGAACUCUGAAGUGACUCGCGCAUGCCUAUCUGAUAAUGUCUUAACAUGGGGAAUAAUGUGAGAAUGUGCAGAGGUAAAUGACUUCAUUACCAGACCUGGGAAUCUUAUGAGUCAAAUUCCAAUGCUUUCUUGAUGUCACUCACUCAACUCAUUGUCAUUGAUAGAACUAGUUGCCACAAAUAUUGCUAAGUGCCCCUUUGUUCUGCAUGUUAUUGCAUCCAUUCCCCGUAGCCACCUCCUAUUUCUCAUCUUGAUGUUACAUGCAUGCAACAUGAAUGUCUUUGGCUCAGGGGAGGCAUGGCCUAGUUGUAUUAUCACUAAACCAUUAAUCCAGAAUCUUAGCUAAUGUCUGGGGGACCUGGGGUUCAAAUCACGUCCAUGGCAGAUGGUGGGAUUUAAAUUCAAUAAAGAAUCUGGAAUUAACAGCCUAAUGAUGACCAUAAAACCAUUGCCGAUUAUCGGGAAAAAC
Molecule: messenger RNA, 7391 nt
Organism: Rhincodon typus (whale shark)
Lineage: Eukaryota; Metazoa; Chordata; Chondrichthyes; Orectolobiformes; Rhincodontidae
Product: AF4/FMR2 family member 2-like
Exons: 14
Coding region: 1-2469 (822 amino acids)
Biological process (GO): regulation of RNA splicing
Cellular component (GO): nuclear speck; nucleus
Molecular function (GO): G-quadruplex RNA binding
Source: RefSeq, a predicted model, not a curated record